This is a messenger RNA of Cervus elaphus (red deer), 930 nucleotides long. RefSeq names its product olfactory receptor 2T33-like. Gene Ontology annotation, molecular function: G protein-coupled receptor activity; olfactory receptor activity. The coding region runs from base 1 to 930 and encodes 309 amino acids. Gene Ontology annotation, cellular component: membrane. The record is from RefSeq and is a predicted model, not a curated record. Lineage: Eukaryota; Metazoa; Chordata; Mammalia; Artiodactyla; Cervidae. The transcript has a single exon. Gene Ontology annotation, biological process: G protein-coupled receptor signaling pathway.
AUGGAAAAUGCAAGUGACACCACAGGAAUAAAUUUCAUUCUUCUAGGACUUUUCGACUACACACAGACCCAUCUGUUCCUCUUUGCCAUGGUGCUCAUGGCCUUCCUCACCUCCCUGAUGGGCAACACCUUCAUGAUCAUGCUCAUUCAGGUGGAUCCCCAGCUGCACACUCCCAUGUACUUCCUGCUUAGCCAGCUCUCCCUCAUGGACAUGAUGCUGGUCCUCACUAUUGUCCCCAAAAUGGCAGCCAACUACCUGAUGCACAACAGGUCUAUCUCUUCUGCGGGCUGUGGUACUCAAAUCUUCCUGUUUCUCACCCUGGGAGGGGGCGAGUGCUUCCUCUUAGCCGCCAUGGCCUAUGACCGCUAUGUGGCUGUAUGUCACCCCUUGAGAUACCCGAUCCUCAUGAAUCAGAAGCUCUGCUUGCACAUGACAGCCGGCUCCUGGCUUUUGGGAGGGGUGGAUGGGCUGAUGCAGGCCGGUGCCACUCUGAGCUUCCCUUACUGCCACUCUUGGGAAGUCAAUCACUUCUUUUGUGAGGCACCAUCGCUUGUUCACCUUGCCUGUGCUAACACCAUGAUUUUUGAGUUUUUCAUGUACGUCUGUUGCGUCCUGAUGCUCUUGAUUCCACUGUCUCUCAUUCUGGCUUCCUACAGUCUCAUCUUGGCUGCUGUACUCAACAUGCAGUCCACUGCAGCCAGGAAGAAAGCCUUUGCGACCUGUUCCUCCCAUCUGGCUGUUGUGGGGCUCUUCUAUGGCACUAUCAUGUUUAUCUACAUGCGGCCCAAAUCCUACCAUUCAGGGGCAAACGACAAGGUGGUUUCUGCUUUCUACACCAUCUUCACCCCUGUGUUGAACCCCCUUAUAUACAGUGUGAGGAAUAAAGAUGUCAAGGGGGCUUUGAGAAAGUGGCUGGUAAGGCACUUUUGA